Molecule: messenger RNA, 2770 nt
Organism: Solanum pennellii
Lineage: Eukaryota; Viridiplantae; Streptophyta; Magnoliopsida; Solanales; Solanaceae
Exons: 7
Coding region: 1756-2298 (180 amino acids)
Source: RefSeq, a predicted model, not a curated record
CUUAAUCCUUUUUUUUCAUUUCUAUAAAAUGAUAUAAUAUUCUCUAGGUUUCACAGAUCCUCUCAUGGAUGCCUUGGAAUUUCAAAGUUGAUUUCGCCAUGGUUCUAAGGUUCACAGAUUUCCCUCAUUUCGUGAUUUGAUUACAAAAUUGAUUUCGCGCCUGGUUUUCAGAGCGAUUUUCACGGCUUUCAAUAUGAAAGAUCUUUUGGUUGACCUUAUGUUGCAUUAUGGGGGUAAAUGGAUUAUAAAAACACUACUAGUAUAUGUCAAGAAGUAUAUUGCUAUUAGGAGAGACACUAGUGCAGAUUUCUUAGACUAUGAUAAGAUAGUCGAAGAGUACACAAAAAACUUAGGAUUUGUGCUUGUGAAACAAAUUCUAGUGAAAGGACCUUCUGGGAAAUUUUACUUGCUUGAGGGAUCUGAAGGAAUUAAGACACUCCAAUGCGUAUCAAAUGAACAAUUUAAGGUGGUUCAUUUAUUUGUUGUGGAUGAUUUUGAAGAAACUGUUUCUGCACCAAAUAUUAUUCACCAUAGUGAAGCAUACAUGGUAGAGUGUGAACAUGGAACUGAUGCUGAAACAGAAAGUGCUUGUAGUGAUGAUAACCAGUCUAGUGAUGAUGAAUAUAACUUCGAUGAGUUAGAGCUUAUUAAGAUGCAAAAAUCUAAAGAAGUAAAUGCUGAUCUCAGUCACUAUAAAGAACUUCACCCCUCCAUGACUCUCAAGGACUUGAAUGAGGCAAAAAAAAUUGUGAAUUUGUACUCUCUUGCAAAUUCCAAGCCUAAAGUAGUGGAAAACAGUGAUAAAACUAGACUAAGGUAUAAAUGCAUGAUUGGUUGUCCUUUUGUUUUGCUUAUAUUGCAAGAUGGUAAAGGUUCACGUUUUAAGAUUAAAAUACUGAAAGCAAAUGACAAUUGUGAGGAUGCAUUUUUAAAUCCUAGAUCUUGCACAAGUACUUUAACACAAUAUUUGAAGAGUAAAUUGUAGAAUAAUCAUCAUUAUAAGCUAAAAGGAUAUGAUAAAAUACUUGAAUGAUCAAUUCAACUUGAAUGCUAGUACCUCUAAGUUGAAAAGAUCCAAGAGGAUGGCUCUUCAAAAAUUACAGGGAAAUUUCUUAGAUGAUUUCAACAGAAUUGAGGCUUAUGCAAAUGAGAUUAGGCAAAGCAAUCCUGGUAGUGAUAUUGUGAUCAAUUUAUCAAAGGAUGCACUGGAACAAGGUAACAGAAAGUUCCUUCGGAUGUACAUCUGCUUUAAUGCUCUAAAAUUGGGAUGGAAAGAAGGCUUGAGACCCCUUAUUAGACUAGAUGGGACAUUCUUGAAAGGUCAAUGUAAGGGACAACUUUUUGUGGCUAUGGCACAAGAUUCUCAAAAUUGCUUCUAUCCAUUGGCAUGGGCUGUUGUUGAUAAGGAUACAACUAGGACAUGGAUAUGGUUUCUACAAUUGCUGAACAAUUCAUUGAAUUUGAAAUAUGGUGAAAAUGUUACUUGUAUGUCUGAAAUGCAGAAGUAAAAUAUGUCCUUCCUUUGUCUCACCACGGGUAUUGUGUUAGGCAUGUUGAGGCCAACUGGAUGAAGAGAUUUAGGUCAGGAGAGAUGAAGAAACUGCUUUGAUGGGCUUCUUGGAGACUUAUGAGGAAAAUUUCAAGGAUCAGUUAAAUGCACUUGGUGCAUUAUAAAAAGGUGCUGCCGAGGAUUUGCUUAAGUAUCCACCACAGACAUAGUACAGGGCAUAUUUGGAUACUGUAUGUAAAUAACAAAUGGUGGACAACAAUUUCACAGAUUCCUUCAAUACUUGGAUCCUAGAAGCAAGAGAUAGAGCAAAGCUGAUGCCCGUAAGAGGUGAACAAUUCAGGAAUGUAUUGCCAGAACAUGCAAUGGAUCCACCUGAACUUGUGAAAACAGUGGGAAGACCAAAGACCAAAACAACUAGGGAAAAAGAUGCAGCAAUUAAAAGAGCUGGAGAGUGGACUCACUCAAGAAAAGGAACUAAAAUGACAUGUAGUAAGUGUGGUGAAACAACUGACAAUGCAAGAAUAUGCAACUUUGUUGAAGGAGAACAAGGGGCAACACUGAAGAGAAAAAAGGGCAUAACUGAGGAAGAAUAUGAAGAAGUUGAAGAAGCCCAUGGAGAAGAUUAUGAUGUUAAUAGCUCGGUCCCUAGACCAACACAAGAUGAGGAAUAUCAUUUCAUGUCCACAGAUGGAGUGUCACAGCAACAGUAUGCACCAUUUGGACCUACUAAAGAGCCUGAAAUUGAUCUACAUAUUAGGCCUCAAGUCAUAUCUGAAAAUCACACAUAAUUGAAAAUGAGGAUGAAUUAACAAAGAGCAACUGGAAAGAGAGUUAUAUCUUUUAAAGGUGAUCAUGCUGGAAUUAGUGAGCCUACAAAUUUGCCUUACUCACCUAGUAAUCUCACUUAGAAAGGAAAAGAAGCUGUCACCGACAAUCAGCUGGAAAGAGAGAGACAGAAGAAGGUGGAAAAGUUGAAGACAAGAAAAACUAAAGGGGAAAUCCAAGAUUUGAAGUGUUCUGAUAGUGUAAAAAGUUCUCUACUUUUGUUUAUUUUUGCUUGAAGUUGGUUAAUGCAAAACAAUGCACGUGUUUUGUUUAUUUUGGGUUGAAGUUGGUAGAUGCAAAACAAUGCAUGCAUUUAUUUAUUUUGGGUUGAAGUUGGUAGAUGCAAAACAAUGAAUGCUUAUGUUUAUUUUAUUUUGAAAUUGGUAGUUGCAAAACAAUGAAUCCUUAUGUUUAUUUGGGUUGAAUUUGGUAGAU